AUGGCUGUCACCAAGAAGCUUGCACUCUGGGUGUUCAAUGCUCUCCAGCACAAUUAUACCCAUAAGGAACUUGCUUAUAACCACAUUCUCGUUUUUCUCCAGAAUCAGAGUCAGAACUACAACUUCGCUAUAAGAACAAAAGUCUACACCUCAUCUGAAACUGGACAGCCCAGCUUACUUCUCAAUUUGUACGGAUCCAUUAGCCUCGGCGACUCGAUUCAAGCUCCAGUGGAAAUCUGGAUUCCCUAUAACUAUCCAUCAGGCUUUUCAUCUCCUUCUAAUUCAUACAAUUCAACAGGAAAUGUCAAUGGACAAUCAGAUCCUCUAUUUGAUGCCAAUGGCUCGGUUCCCAUUGUAUACAUUAUUCCAGAUCAUUCCAAAAACUACUACCUUCGUGCUGGAAACUAUGUGGAUACCCUGGGAAGAUUCUACCAUCCGUAUCUCGCUAGUUGGUAUCAAGAAUCAUCAUCACAUCCUUCAAACCCAAAUGCUCCGAUCUCUGCUCGAUACGAAUUGCUUCAGUUGAUAAAAGUCGUUGCUGAAGCUCUUCGUGCCGAACCUCCUAUAUAUUCUAUUUAUGAAGCUUCUCUGCCUCAAGCCAUAAUGCAACCCCAAGCUUCAGGAUCUCAGCAAUCUUCUAAUUAUCAAUCUGGUCCAAGCCUUCCACCACAAAUCCCUAUAAGUCAUAAUCAAAACCAACCUAUAAAGCCUCAAUCUCCUCUUCAGCAGCAGAAUGCUUCUCCGGGGUAUAAUUCUGCUACUCCAGUGUACGAUUCUGUUCCUGAAAGGUACCGUUCUCCACCCUCCUUACCUUCUGAACAAAGCUACCAAAACAAUUACCAAACUGUAGAUAUUCGUUCACCUUCUGAAUCACCAAGGUAUACACCCAAGCCAGCCUACGUCAGACAGGUUCGCGAACAGCCCUCGUAUUCGCCUUCGCCUAACUCUCUUGGCCAAAUGCAUAUAUCUCCCAUACUGCACGCUCCCCCUGUAGAUCUUCUUAGUGAUGGAACAGAUGGACCUCUGACAGAUACGGCCUCGAAUGCUGAACGUAGACAGGUGUUGGAGCAGUUGUCAGCCAAGUUUAAUUUGUUCUUAAACGAUGCCUACAACGACAACAUCGACAACAGUCUUCCUAAAGUGCGAGAAACCCACCAGAAAGUUGAGGCCUUGUAUAGUCAGUUGAGCCACAUCUACCAACAAGCAGUAGAAAAUUCCCGAAGUCUCGACGGUCAUAUUGCUUAUUUAACCCAGCAGGUGAACAACAUAACCAUACUCAAUCAGGACUUAGUUAAGCUUGAUGAGAUCAACUCUGAGAGUCCCGAUAGUGUAACUACUGCUCCCGGAACCAAGACGCCAUUGGAUAAUCUUAUUAUCCCCGAUCUGCCGCUUGUCAGACAGUUGUAUGAGACUGUUCUGGAGAUUAAGGCAGUGAGAGAUACCAUUAAUCUAGUCAGUGGCAGUUUCCAUAGCGAAAAGGAACUCAUCAAUGACGCCAGAAUGGACUUGUGUGUCAAGACAGUGAGGAACCUCGGCAGAGAGUUGUUCUGGUUGGAGCUUACGAAGCAAGAAAUUGCUCAUAACAUCAUGGGCUUGUCUCUGAACUAG
Messenger RNA from Scheffersomyces stipitis CBS 6054, 1608 nucleotides. RefSeq names its product ubiquitin-binding ESCRT-I subunit protein (gene VPS23). The coding region runs from base 1 to 1608 and encodes 535 amino acids. Lineage: Eukaryota; Fungi; Ascomycota; Pichiomycetes; Serinales; Debaryomycetaceae. Gene Ontology annotation, biological process: protein transport; endosome to lysosome transport; protein modification process. The record is from RefSeq and is a predicted model, not a curated record. The transcript is spliced from 3 exons. Gene Ontology annotation, cellular component: ESCRT I complex. Gene Ontology annotation, molecular function: ubiquitin binding.